This is a messenger RNA of Colletotrichum karsti, 1338 nucleotides long. Its product is annotated as 20s-pre-rrna d-site endonuclease nob1. Gene Ontology annotation, molecular function: RNA endonuclease activity. The transcript has a single exon. Gene Ontology annotation, biological process: maturation of SSU-rRNA; ribosomal small subunit biogenesis. Bases 1 to 1338 code for a protein of 445 amino acids. Gene Ontology annotation, cellular component: preribosome, small subunit precursor. The record is from RefSeq and is a predicted model, not a curated record. NCBI's taxonomy places the organism in Eukaryota, Fungi, Ascomycota, Sordariomycetes, Glomerellales, Glomerellaceae.
AUGUCCACAGAAGCAGCGCCUGCGCCGGCGGUCGCAAGCCCCUCGGCACCCGAAGAGCGCAAGCCCAUCCACACCCUCGUCCUCGAUACCGGCCCGUUGAUCAAGAACGACCCUCCCGUCAGCACGCUGCUCGCUCAGGCCGAUGAGCUGUUUAUGCUGCCCUCCAUCAUCGACGAAAUUCGUGAUGUUAACACCCGCACCCGAGUCCAGACCACCCUCAUGCCCUUCGUCAAGUUGCGAAGUCCUCGCCCCGAGAGCAUCAAGUUCGUCACAAACUUUGCGCGCCGUACCGGAGACCUCGAGGUUCUCAGCAGACCCGAUUUGCACUUGCUUGCUCUGACCUAUGAGCUUGAGGUCGACAGAAAUGGAGGCGACUCCAGGCUCAGGAAAGACCCCAACCAGCGUGUGCCCAACACCCAGCCGACUACCAGCGACGCUGUCGAACCCAAGGCGGAUCAAGGGGAGGCUACUGCAGAUGCGAAUAAGAAUCCCGAGCAAGCAGCAAACGACGAGGCAACAGGAACUAGCGAGCAGCCCGGAACAACGGAAGCGCAGCCUGCUGAUGUCGACGCGACGACAAUUGCGCAAGAGAUGGACAAGUUGGACGUGGAAGACAAAUCGAACGAAGAACCCUCUGUGAAUGUUGUCGAUGACGCUGCCGAGACACCCGACACAGCUGCGGCAAAUGAUGAUGGGUCAGACUCCGAGGACGGCUGGAUCACACCGUCCAACGUCAAGAAGCACAAAGAGAAGGACAGCAAGAAGCUCCAGCCGACGGCACCAGCGGUCGACAUCAAGGUCGGCAUUCUCACUUCCGAUUACGCCAUGCAGAACGUCGCCCUGAGAAUUGGGCUGAACCUUCUGUCGCCGGCCAUGUCGCGCAUCACGCAGCUCAAGACCUGGGUCUUGCGUUGCCACGGCUGCUUCCAGGUCUGCAAGCAGAUGGACAAGCAAUUCUGCCCCAGCUGCGGGCAAGCGACCCUCACCCGGACCUCGUGCACGACCGAGGAAGACGGCACAUUCAAGAUUCACCUGAAGCGCAACUUUCAGUGGAACAAUAGGGGCAAUGUCUUCAGCAUCCCCAAGCCCGUUGCCGGCACGGCCAGUGGCAAGCUCCAGAAGCACGCGGGCGGCAAGAACAACUGGGGCACCAACUUGAUCUUUGCGGAGGACCAGAAGGAGUACGAGAAGGCCGUCGGAGACAACCGUCGGGCUCGUCGGAGGGAUCUCAUGGACGAGGACUACCUUCCCAGCAUUCUGACGGGUGAACGUACAAGCGGCAACGGCAAGGUGCGUCUGGGUCCUGGAAGGAACAUCAACGGACGCAAGAGAAGAUGA